CCCGGCCCAGUCCAUGUACCCCUGCAUCAUCCAUCGAUCAGGUCUCAGCAUUGCAGAUCGAACAGACCAGUACUGAACAGUGCACACACACACACACACACACACACUUGGCCGCGCUGUUCACUGCAACUCAAGUAGUGACACCAUUGCCAUGGCUUACUACUCGGAGUCGGGCUACUGCGCGGAGGACGUGAUGAGGAGGCCGCACGCCGAGCCGGGGUACUACCACGGCGAGGGCGGCGAGCGCUACGCCGUCCGCAAGGAGUACGAGGAGAUCGACGAGGUGGCGCGCGCCGGCAGGGGCCACUACGGCCACCUCGGCCGCAGCGGCAGCCACCACCACCACGUCGGCCAUGGCGGACACGAGGGGUCGUGCCACGGGCACCUCGGCGGCGAAUAUCGCGAGCAGCAGCACCUGCACGGCCACGGCCACGGCGGUCGCCACUACGACGCGUGCGAGAGCAGGCGCUACGACUCGUGUACCGGCCAGUACUACGCUUGAGCUCGGAUCGGACGGUCGAGGUGAACGGUCACGGUCAUCAUCAGCAUGAUAUCACACCAGGGCUGCUGCCAUCCAGCUGAGUCCUGACAGGGAGCUACUCCGUACUAGUAGUGCUAUGUAUAUAUAUACGAGAAUAAGACCGUGACGAUGACGUGAAUAAAAGGUUGUGCGUGCUUCCAUGGCACGCUCUGUGUUUUUAAAAACCCGCGCGUUG
Panicum virgatum (switchgrass) is the source of this 716-nucleotide messenger RNA. Its product is annotated as urease accessory protein UreE-like. The transcript is spliced from 2 exons. The coding region runs from base 152 to 502 and encodes 116 amino acids. The record is from RefSeq and is a predicted model, not a curated record. Lineage: Eukaryota; Viridiplantae; Streptophyta; Magnoliopsida; Poales; Poaceae.